Molecule: messenger RNA, 2032 nt
Organism: Microbotryum saponariae
Lineage: Eukaryota; Fungi; Basidiomycota; Microbotryomycetes; Microbotryales; Microbotryaceae
Source: the annotation of a GenBank genome assembly
AUGCCUCUAGUCCCGGGUUUCAAUCCCGACCCAUGUGAGUCCAAUCCACUGCGCGACUUUGAAGAGCCAAUGAUAUCGGUCCUGAACUGCUUCAUCUCCACUUCACAGCCUGCAUCUGUGUGGAUGGUGUUUUCUACCUCGUCACCUCGACGUUCCUCUACUUCCCCGGGAUCCCCAUCUACGCUUCCCGAGAUUUGGUAAACUGGACCCAGAUUGGUGCGUCUCUUGUUCUCGGCCACCUAACCGCUUAUCAUGCCCCUAAAAAUAUAUAUUUAAAGAAUCUCAUAAACAGGGAAUGUCGUUUCUCGACCAUCCCAAAUCACUCGGUUGACCGAAUGCGAAAUUCGUUACCCCAUCGGAGGAGGACUUUGGGCCCCGACGAUCCGUCAUCACGAGGGCGAGUUCUUCGUCACCGUCACGCUCGUGUUCCCUCAAAUGAAGUAUGAAGAUCCGAAGAGAUGGGAUAAUGUACGUCUUUUUCUAAAAUCUACUCGAUGGUUGGGGGGACAUGCCUCGCAUGAGAGCCGACUCUGACCUGAAAUUUUCCAUCCCUCGACACUUUCGUCCAGCUCUUGUUCAAGACAAAGGACCCACGAAAGGGAUGGUCGGAUCCUGUUCGAUUCGAUUAUCCGGGGUAUGACACCUCUUUGGCGUGGGAUCGGGAAGGUGUGGCGCAUGUACAGGGGUCUUUCUAUUGGCGAGUGAGUGGGACCGAGAGCUUGUGUCUGAGACCCAUGACAAUGAAUGCUGAGUAUCUCCAACUUCUGUAGGUCCGACCGGAGAUUUCACAAAUCACCAUCAACACGGAUACGGGAGAAGCCCUGUCGGGUAGUCAAGGACCGGAAAAGAUUUGGUCGGGUGAAGGUGGCAAAGCGCCUGAAGCGCCGCACUGCUAUUGGAGAGAGGGGUGGUGGUGGAUCAUCAUCGCAGAGGGUAAGCUUAAGCGAUUCUCGCAAUCUGAACCCGAAGCUGACGGAGUGAGACGUACUUUUCAGGUGGUACCGAGCUCGGCCAUCGGUGCACCAUGGCGCGUUCGCGCUCCUUAACCGCACCCCUAUCCGAAUGGGAAAGCUGUCCCUCCAACCCCGUACUCCAGUCCAUAACCCUGCCACCCGUCGGAGCCUCCAAUUCGGACCCUUCCCUCGAUUCCUACUUCAUGACCGUAGGGCAUGCGGACCUCUUCCAAUCGUCGGCGAAUGGGCAAUGGUUCGCUGUGGCGCUUGCGACGAGGGAUGGGAUUGAGGACUUCCCUAUGGGGAGGGAGACGGUAUUGGCACCCGUUGAGUGGGAGGAGAGGGAUGAAGAAGGGAAUCUCAAUUGGCCUGUGUUUGGCAAGGUCAGGUCGAAGAUGUGGGCGAAGUUGCCGGUUGGUGAUGGGGGGCAGGAAGAGAAGGGGAUUGAGCCUUUGAAGGAAGAAGGGCCCGAAAAUUUGCUCGAGCUGUGUGCGAAGCAAGAAGAGGAUGGACAAUGGCCUCUGCACGUCUUGUUCCUUAGAUUACCGGACCCGAAGGCGUAUACUUUGGAUCGAUCGACGCCAUCGCUCAAUCUUCGACCAAACUCAAGCUCGACGCUUCUCGACCAAGGCAAGGCAGGAACGACGACGUUGAUCGCUCGUCGUCAGACCGACCUCGAAGGAUCAAUGACGACGAAGAUGACGUUCCCCAGGGGAAUCGAAGGUCUCGAAGCGGGCUUGACCGUCUUCUUGGACGCCACACACCAUCAUGCACUGACCAUUUCGGGCGAUCAAAAACGACUGAUCGUCAGAUCCGCAGAUGGGGUUGAACACGGCAAGGGCCUCGAGGUCACGGACACACCGGGCACGAUUGAUCUCAGAGUUGAGUGGACAACAUCGGAGUACAGCUUCUCGGCCCGGAUCGGCGAUAAGUCGGAAUGGACAAAGGUUGGGCAGGGCAAGGCGAGCGCGGUCUCUGGAGGGUUCACAGGGGUCGUUGUGGGCUUGUUCGCCCAAGGGGAUGAGUCGAAGGAGGUUGUCGUCUCUGAAUGGGUCUACCAAAGCACUCGGACAUGGUAG